This is a messenger RNA of Drosophila navojoa, 299 nucleotides long. RefSeq lists its product as uncharacterized. The record is from RefSeq and is a predicted model, not a curated record. Lineage: Eukaryota; Metazoa; Arthropoda; Insecta; Diptera; Drosophilidae.
AGCGAUAAUGGCUUUCAGCUGGAGCCUCAUAAUGAUCAAUAUACGUUGAGCAUACGACAUCCGGAUGGCAAAAGUUGGCGCGAAGAGACGGUGCAACUGACUCCAGCAGGUGUGCCGGAAGUUAAAGGCAUAAUCAAUCAGGCUUUUGAUGAUCGAGGCGCCACCUUGUUGGUUACCUACGAGGCGGGGGCUAAUGGAUAUGUGGCCAAGUAUAGAUAUACUAGCAAUAGCCAACCCGAAAGACCGAUAUAUGGAAUACUUUUAAGUUCAACUCUUCUAAAGGUAGCAGCCGGUUGAAA